AUGAACAGCGCACAGGUCUUUCAAAUGUUCCGCUCUUGCAGGAAUACCGUCCCCGUCCGAGGAGCGACGAGAACCGCGCUGUCUGCCGCGCGCCGGAGAGCAGCCACAGCUGGCGUCCGGUACUACUCAGACGACAAGUCGGGUACAAGCGAGGCGUCCGAGGCCAAGGCAGAGGGGGAGGGCGAAGCUGCCAGCACAUCGUCGGCAACAUCGGAGAUAGGGGAGAAGUUGAAGAAGAAAGAGGCUGAAGUCGUCGACCUGACUAGCCGGUUACGGUAUCUUCAGGCAGACUUCCUGAACCUGCAGCGUAAUGCUGCGAGGGACAAAGAGCAAACGAAAGACUUCGCCAUUUCGCGCUUCGCCUCCGACCUUCUCGAGACUGUUGACGUCCUUGCGCUCGCGCUAAAAUCCGUCCCGCAAUCCGCCCUCUCUUCCCCUUCAUCCACCGGCGACGCGUCGUCACAGCCGUCCACCCCCGCAGCGCCGGCUGACAAACCGGCAGAGGCUCACCUUAACGAGUUAUACACCGGAGUCGAGAUGACACAUCGACUGCUUCUGCAGACUCUCUUCAAAUACAGCGUGAAGCCGUUCGACCCGACCGGUGACAAAUUCGACCCGAACCGGCAUGAAGCUCUCUACCAGGCGCCGAUCCCUGACAAGGAGCCCGGCACCGUGUUUGACUGCCAAAAGAUUGGGUACACGAUCAAGGAUCGUGUCUUGCGUGCAGCGCAGGUCGGCGUUGUACAAGACCGGUCAUAG
Messenger RNA from Fomitopsis serialis, 759 nucleotides. RefSeq names its product GrpE-domain-containing protein. Gene Ontology annotation, cellular component: PAM complex, Tim23 associated import motor. Gene Ontology annotation, biological process: protein folding; protein import into mitochondrial matrix. The transcript has 2 exons. Gene Ontology annotation, molecular function: adenyl-nucleotide exchange factor activity; protein homodimerization activity; protein-folding chaperone binding. NCBI's taxonomy places the organism in Eukaryota, Fungi, Basidiomycota, Agaricomycetes, Polyporales, Fomitopsidaceae. The record is from RefSeq and is a predicted model, not a curated record. The coding region runs from base 1 to 759 and encodes 252 amino acids.